Pseudogymnoascus verrucosus is the source of this 5132-nucleotide messenger RNA. RefSeq lists its product as uncharacterized. The transcript has 11 exons. The record is from RefSeq and is a predicted model, not a curated record. Gene Ontology annotation, molecular function: ABC-type transporter activity; ATP hydrolysis activity; ATP binding. Bases 452 to 4846 code for a protein of 1464 amino acids. Gene Ontology annotation, biological process: transmembrane transport. Gene Ontology annotation, cellular component: membrane. NCBI's taxonomy places the organism in Eukaryota, Fungi, Ascomycota, Leotiomycetes, Thelebolales, Thelebolaceae.
CGAUUAUGUACCAGCGUACGGACAUUCGGACAGAAUGAAUGCAGAGCUUUGCACGAUAUGGAAGGCGAAGUUCUAGGCUGGUGCCUUGUUACGACAUGCAAAUUAGCUUCUUAGCCGCAGCGAAGGCUCCGCAUUGGCAUUUGGGCAUUGCAAUGGUGUCAUGCCUAGCUAGGAUUGGGUACUGGACAUUCGGGGUUGAAAGACUCCGGAAGGGGGGCUCUCUUCAAAGUGUGAAGAUGAGAAUAUUUAAAAGGACGCGGCUGCGACUGCGUCAGCCUUCCAUUCAGGUCGGUUCACAACGUCUAUCUUCAGACAAAUAUAAGGCAUAUACCCUCCAUGAAAUCAUAUAAUCAUCAUACCCUUGCUGUGCUAUUUCACGAGACCUAUUAGCUAUUGAAAUCGCUCAGGAUAUAUCCAUCGUGGACCGCUACGGGCCCUAGACAAGUUCAGCAUGCCCGAUGCGCCAGAUGCUGCAGAGAAGACAUCUCGUCUCGAAACUCCAAUCGUUAAACAUAUCAACGUCUAUUCAAGCUCGAGUUCGGAGCAUGAAAACAGGGACGAGAUCAAACAUGAGAGGCUACAAGAUCAGGAAGUCCUCGAGCUUGUCCGAAAGUUUACGUCCCAGGCAGAACAACAUUACCUUGAAUCACCAUUUUCUGCUGCCGAGAAUAGCCGAUUAAACCCUAACAGCGACCGGUUUCGAGCGAGAGACUGGGCUAAGGCGUUCUAUGACUUGCGCUAUAGCAGCCAGGAAGCCAUUCCUCGCGUUGCUGGUGUUGCCUUUAGAGGCCUCAAUGUUUGGGGCAAAGGAUCUCCUACGGAUUUUCAGUCUACUGUAGGCAACUACAUUUUGAAGCUGCCAUCAUUGUUCGGACGCGGUACUCAGAAAAUAGAGAUCUUGCAAGAUCUCGACGGACUGCUACUUCCUGGCGAGCAGCUUUGCGUUCUAGGUCCACCUGGUUCCGGAUGCUCUACGCUGCUGAAGACGAUUGCUGGCGAGACCCAUGGCUUUCAAGUCAGUCCAGAAUCCUACCUAAAUUUUCAGGGUAUUCCAGCUAGGAAGAUGAACACCGAGUUUAGGGGCGAGGCUAUCUACACAGCGGAGGUAGACGCGCAUUUUGCUGAACUGAGUGUUGGGGACACGCUCUAUUUCGCCGCCCUGGCUCGUGCCCCUCGUCUGAUACCUGGUGGUGUUAGUCGAACAUGCUACGCCGAACACCUCCGUGAUGUCAUCAUGGCGAUGUUCGGUCUGGGCCAUACUGUGAACACCAAAGUGGGCAACGAUUUUGUACGAGGUGUUAGCGGAGGCGAACGCAAGAGAGUGACGAUUGCAGAAGCUGCCCUAAGCUUUGCUCCGUUGCAAUGCUGGGAUAACUCCACGCGCGGCCUCGAUUCAGCCAACUCAGUCGAGUUUUGCAAGACAUUGCGUACACAAUGCGAUGUGUUUGGUGCGUCUACUUGUGUUGCUAUCUACCAGGCGCCACAAGCUGCUUACGAGGUCUUUGACAAGGUUAUUGUCCUAUAUGAGGGUCGUCAGAUAUUCUUUGGUCCUGCGAACGCCGCACGUAGCUAUUUCGAGCGCCUUGGUUUCGAGUGUCCUGCGUCACAAACCACUCCGGACUUUCUAACUUCGAUGACCUCACCAUCAGAACGCCGGAUCAAAGCUGGGUAUGAAAACACAACACCACGGACUUCGGACGACUUUUCUCGGUGCUGGAAGGAGAGCCCCGAAAAGCAAAUUCUGCUCCAUGAAAUUGAGAAGUACGGCCAGGACCAUCCACUUAGUGGAGACAACCUUGAAAAAUUCGCUGAAGCAAGAACACUCGAGAAGUCUCGAAAGCAGCGACAGAAAUCACCAUACACGCUUUCAUACUGGGGACAGAUAAGACUUUGCAUGUGGCGCGACAUUCGGAAGAUCAAGAACGACCCUUCCGUACCAUUAGCCAUGUUAACGAUCAACUUCUUCGAGGCCCUCAUUAUUGCUAGCGUAUACUACAAUCUGAAAGAAACAACAGAAUCGUUCUUUAUGCGUGGCGGUGUUCUCUUCAUGAUGGUCCUCCUCAACGCAUUUGGCAGCUUGUUAGAAAUAUUUUCUCUUUAUGCGAAACGAACGAUUGUUGAAAAGCACAACCGAUACGCCCUGUACCACCCAAGUGCCGAAGCAUUCUCCUCGAUGAUAGUGGAUAUGCCUUACAAGAUUACGAAUUCGCUCAUUGUCAACUCUACGCUAUAUUUCAUGGCGAACUUACGCCGCGAGCCAGGUCCCUUCUUUUUCUUCCUUCUUGUUGCCUUUACUAUGACACUAUCAAUGAGCAUGUUUUUCCGUCUUUUUGCCUCGAUGACGAAGACCAUCGCACAAGCUCUGGCUCCAAGUUCGAUUAUCCUUAUAUUGCUCGUUAUGUAUACUGGAUUCGCCAUUCCUGUACAAUAUAUGAGAGGAUGGGCGAGCUGGUUUCGUUGGAUCAACCCCAUUUCCUAUGGAUUCGAAAGCGUGAUGGUCAAUGAGUUUCACGGACGUCAAUUUAAUUGCUCUGCAUUUGUUCCAAGUGGCCCCUUCUACGAAAAUAUUGCUGCAAAUCAAAGAGCAUGCGCUGUCCAGGGCUCUCAGCCUGGUGCGGAAUUUGUUAGUGGUACCGCAUUUGUUGAGACUGCAUUUCAGUACCAGUACGGAAACAGAUGGCGCAAUUACGGAAUAAUCGUUGUGAUUACAUUCGCUUUACUUAUCGCACAUCUCGUGAUGAGUGAGCUUGUUGCCUCGGAGCGCUCAAAGGGCGAAGUCCUUGUCUUCCGACGAUCCAGCAUGAAGACGAAGAGAAAACGAGACACAGGAGAUGAAGAAACCGGUAGUGCGUCUGCUCACGAUGGCGAGAAGAUCAGCAAUAGCGAUCGCCCGGAGCACAACGUAGAAAAGCAGGCAUCGAUCUUCCAUUGGGAGAAGGUGAACUAUGAAGUUGAAAUCAAGGGCGAGUCUCGUACAAUCCUAGACUCUGUCGAUGGUUGGAUCAAGCCAGGGACUCUGACAGCACUCAUGGGUGUGUCGGGCGCAGGCAAAACCACGUUGCUCGACGUUCUUGCUAGCCGAACCACCAUGGGUGUGAUUUCUGGAAACAUGCUGGUAGACGGACGAGGGCGGGACGAGUCUUUCCAGAGAAAAACCGGCUAUGCUAUGCAGCAAGACAUCCAUUUAGAGACUGCCACGGUACGAGAGGCACUUGAAUUCUCGGCUCUUCUGCGACAACCACCGGAAUACAAGCGCGAGGAGAGGCUGUCAUAUGUCAACCAUGUCAUCUGCUUGCUGGAUAUGGAACAGUACGCAGACGCUGUUGUUGGUGUACCCGGAUCAGGUCUGAAUGUGGAGCAACGCAAGCGCCUGACCAUUGGUGUCGAACUUGCAGCCCGCCCCAAGCUCCUUCUGUUUCUUGAUGAACCGACAUCUGGCCUGGACAGUCAGACGUCUUGGUCUAUCUGCGACUUAAUGGAAAAGCUUACCCGGAACGGCCAGGCCAUCUUGUGCACGAUCCAUCAGCCAUCAUCGUUGCUCUUCCAACGCUUUGACCGACUGCUACUUCUUGCUAAAGGUGGUCGUACAGUCUACUUUGGUGAUAUUGGUCGCAACUCCGAGGUGCUCCUUGACUAUUUCGCUCGGAAUGGUGCACCGGAAUGCCCUGUUGGCACUAACCCUGGCGAGUAUAUGCUUGAGGCGAUAGGUGCAGCCCCCGGGGCCCAUACACCUACCGACUGGCCUGCAGUCUGGAAAGAGAGCAAAGAGUACACCAACGUGCAAAUAGAGCUUGCUAGACUACGAGACCUUGCCAGCCAACCCUCCGCUACCAUGGACUCAUCCCAUGGAAGCCAUCAAGAAUUCGCAGCAACCUUCAUGACCCAGCUACGAGCAGUCACCCUGCGCUGCGCCCAACAAUAUUGGAGGACACCAUCUUACAUCUACUCGAAGGCACUCCUCACAAUCGGUUGUUCUCUCUUAAUUGGCUUCUCUUUUUUCAAGGGUGACAACACCAUGCAAGGACUUCAAAACCAGAUGUAUGGCGUUUUUAUCUUUCUCUUCGUCCUCAUCCAGCUAUUGUUCCAGAUCAUGCCCAUGUUCGUUAGUCAAAGGACGCUCUACGAGGCUCGCGAAAGACAGUCAAAAACAUAUGCUUGGCAAACGUUUGUAUUCUCUAAUAUUGCGGUAGAGAUGGCUUGGAACGCUUUCAUGGCCAUUUUCUGCUUCCUUGUCUGGUAUUACCCAGUUGGCCUCUACCGAAACGCUGAGUGGACUGAUUCCGUAAACAUCCGUGCUUUCCAGACACUCCUGAUUAUCGUUGCUGCGUUUCUCUUUGCAAGUUCGCUAGCACAUAUGAUUAUUGCUGGUUUACCAAAUGAACCGAUUGCGGGCGCUGUCGCGACACUGGCUUCAAUCAUGCUGUACGCUUUCUGUGGCAUUCUAGCAGGGCCGAGCGCCUUGCCACGGUUCUGGAUCUUUAUGUAUCGCGUGAAUCCAUUCACAUAUCUUGUCUCAAGCUUCAUGUCAUCAACACUAGGUCAAGCGCCAGUCUCAUGCGACAGCACAGAGUUCCAGACCUUCUUCGCACCAGCGGCUCAGAGCUGCGAAGAGUACAUGCGAGAAUAUAUCUCAGUAGCGGGUGGUUUUCUUCGCGAUCCGCAGGCUACCGGCGAGUGUGAUUAUUGCCAGCUGAACAGCACCAACCAAUUUCUAGAGCGCAUAAAUGUCGACUGGGCUACCCGCUGGAGAGACUUUGGUCUGCUGUGGGUAUACGUUGUGUUCAAUGUUGCGGCUGCGGUGUUUCUUUACUGGCUUUGUCGGGUGCCGAAGGGGAGGAAGGCAUAGUGGUCAUGAAUACUUCGCGCCACAGCUUCCCAUACUACUAGUGCACGACGUCGUCCUGGGAUUUUGGGUCUGCAAUUAUGCGGUAAAGUGCUCGGUAUGCUGCAAAGCGUCGGUCGCUGUCGAUUGGGAAUGUUGGUGGCGCGGUGUAGGUAUGGAAAAGGGGUUUGGAGGGAGGAAGGAUGUACGGGGGGUCAGGGUAACCUUUGUGUACGUGUUCAAUAAGGAUCUGUACUUCGAUAAUAGACUUAGAUAAUAGACCUAGAUGAUAUAGAACAAAACAUAUGCC